AUGAAUCGGAACAGGAAGAGGAGAAAGAGGAAGAGGCGCGGCGAUGAAAGGGCCGCCGCCUGUGUGCCCUCGCCCUCCUCCGCCUCCUUCGACCGCGACGUCUUCCCCGUCCUCCUCGCCGCCGUCCGAACCACCCGCCAAACUGGCAGCUCCUCCUCCCCGCCCGCUGCGCUCGCGGCCCGCCUCCUGCGCCGUGUGCUCUCCCGCUCGCCGCAGACGCUCUCCCCUCUCCCGAGGUCCCUCGUCGCGCUCCUCCCCCUCCUCCUCUCCUCCAGCUGCUCUUCUGUCGCCGCGCUGAGCUGCGAGGUGCUCGGCGCGGCAGCGCUGCGGUCCAUGGAGACCGGCGAGAUGCUGGCGUCCGACACUGGCAUUGCCAGCGGCCUGGCGAGGACGCUGGGAAGUAGAAGCCAGAGAGUGAUUGAGGCUGCCUGUAAUUCUAUAUUGGAUCUCUCGGCGUCUUCAGUCGGUAGGGAGCGACUUGCAGGCUCACCUGUUCUGCCCAGGACAUUGCAUCUAUUUUGUCAGGUGGAAUCUGUUUAUGGAUUUGCACAUAGCAGAAGCAUUGAGUGCCCAGAAAGUCCUACAGAAGCAAAUAAAAUCCUGUGCUUGAUCAUUGACACAGUGGUGCUCCUGGUAAAUUCUUGUAAGAUUGACAAUUUGCAGAAUCUACAUCAGGAGCUAGUAAGGAACGUUCUGUCUUUGUUGUACAAAAUCUGGAAGAGAACUCAACUCUUGAGAUCUUCAACUGAUUGCAACAAAUGGAAGAAUAAACUUCAGAGUAAAGAAUAUGAGAUGUCUGAAGCUAUUUUCAGGCUUUCGAUUGGUCUUGCUUCUCCAGCCUGCCCAGAGCCUGAUGUGGUCAGGGAAAGUAUUUUUGGCCAAACAGUGUCCGACUUUGAAACUUUUGUCCUGGCCUACUGGGAAAAGUCGCCUAAUUUGUACAGGAGGAAACAAAGCACUCAAAAGGGUAGUCCUGUGUUUGCUGCACUGCACAGUACUUUUAAUCUUGGAACAGCACCUGAUCCUAUCAUUGAAUCAUUAAUAAAGGGUCUUGUUUCUUGCCCCGCUAUCGCUUCUGAUGAACUUGGCAUAAAUUCAUUUCUCCAUGAGGUUCAUGAUUCCUUGGGUGAUUCUGCAAAGUACAGGCAAGACAUUAGAGUCAUGAGAACACAAGAUCCAAAUGACCAAACCUCAAGUGGAUGUGUGACAGAGGAGCAUUUUUUCGAUGAUGGAACAGUCUUCAUAGAUGAAGAUGCAUUCAUCGAAAAAUGUAAGCAUGCCUUUAAGAAUGGUUAUUCGAUUGCCUUGCGUGGCAUGGAGUUCCGGUCUGAAAAGGUUGCUGCUAUAGCUUCUGCACUGGCUGAUCUAUUUGGGCAGCCUUCUGUAGGAGCCAACAUAUACUUCUCACCUGCAAGAUCUCAAGGCCUGGCCCGACACUAUGACGAUCACUGUGUACUUGUUUGGCAGCUACUUGGUAGCAAGAAAUGGAUGAUUUGGCCUAAUCAAAAGCCAUUUUUGCCUAGACUAUAUGAACCUUUUGACCCUUUAGAUGGCACUUUAUAUGAGAACAGUGGAAGAGUGGAGGUUUUGCUUGAAGGGGACAUGAUGUACAUCCCCAGAGGUUAUGUUCACGAGGCUCGCACUGAUGUCGGUGGAUCAGAGGUGAAUGCAUAUGCUGAUUACUCACUCCAUUUGACCCUUGCUAUUGAGGUCGAGCCACCCUUUGAGUGGGAAGGUUUUGCACAUAUCGCCCUUCAUUGUUGGACAGAGAAGCAGCAGCUUAGAGAUUCUCAACUUGUCGAGUUCAAGGGAAAGUUGCUCUCAGACAGUGAUCCUAUUUUCAGGAAGGCGUGCAUGGUUGCGGCAAAGUUUGGACCAUCCAGUUCCUGUACAACGACUCACUUGAAGGCUUUUCGAAGCAACCAGAGGUCAACUUUCGAUGAGAUACUGAGGAAGAUCGAUCAGAACUGCAGCAUCAAGGAAGCACUGAAGCGCAUCACGUUGGCAGUGAAAGAGCGAGACGACGAAGCCUUCCAGUGGAUGAGCUGGCUGCGCACCACCUGCCUCAGCAAGGAGUUGACAUAA
Miscanthus lutarioriparius is the source of this 2085-nucleotide messenger RNA. The record is from the annotation of a GenBank genome assembly. NCBI's taxonomy places the organism in Eukaryota, Viridiplantae, Streptophyta, Magnoliopsida, Poales, Poaceae.